GCCGUUGCGGGGCGCGGCAGGAGCGGGGCCGGGGCGGGGCGCGGAGCGGCGGCGGCGGCGCGGCCAUGGGGAACCUCUUCGGGCGGAAGCGGCGGAGCCGCGUCACGGAGCAGGACAAGGCGGUGCUGCAACUGAAGCAGCAGCGGGACAAGCUGAAGCAGUACCAGAAGCGGAUAAACGUGAACCUGGAGCGGGAGCGAGCGCUGGCCCGGCAGCUGCUGAAGGACGGCAAGAAAGAGAAAGCCAUGCUCUUGCUGAAGAAGAAGCGGUACCAAGAGCAGCUUCUAGAUAGAACAGAAAACCAAAUCAGCAACUUGGAGCGGAUGGUCCAGGAUAUUGAAUUCACCCAGAUCGAAAUGAAGGUCAUCGAGGGCCUGAAGAUAGGCAACGAAUGUCUGCACAAGAUGCACCAGGUUAUGUCAAUAGAAGAAGUAGAAAGAAUAAUAGGUGAAACCCAGGAUGCUGUGGAGUACCAGAGGCAAAUAGAUGAGCUACUGGCUGGCAGCCUGACAGAGGAGGAUGAAGAUGCCAUUCUAGAAGAACUAAAUGCUAUUACUCAGGAGCAGAUGGAGCUUCCAGAAGUUCCUUCUGAGCCACUUCCAGAGAAGAUCCCAGAAGCAUCGCCCAUCAAGAACAGGCCAAAGCCAGAGCUGGUGGCAGCAUCCUAACUCCCGCUGCUGGGGCUUCCCCCACAUACCUUUCACUCGGGACAGUUUGCCAUCCCAGCGUGGGCUGGGCACAAGCAAUGCCUUGGCAGCACCCAGCUGUGCUGGGCAGAUGUGGAGCAGGAUUCCCCAUGCAGGGAGGGAACCCCAGCUCAUCAUUGCUCUUGUAUCAAGAUUAUUUUCUAGCGCUUUCUGUUUUGUAACUCAAACCCCGAAGUCACUCAGCUGCACCACCACGGGAUGGAACAGCAGCUCCUCAGCUUGGGAAGCCAACUGCUUCUCUAGGUGUGAUCUCAGUGAAGAACCUGCCUGUGCUCUGCCUGAAUCCCCAGGAGAUGCCACCCUUGGAGCGAUGGAGUGUUUGAAAUGGCUGGGCACCAACAAACGGCUGCCGUCGGGGCCCUCCAGACCACGCUGGUGUCUUCUCUGCCCUCACUCCUUCGCUUUCCUGCUUCUGACUCCGUUUGUGGAAGAGCUGCCGGUGUCCCCUGUGCUCGUGCAGAUCCCACUGGAGGGGGUGUAUGAGGCUCUGGAGGGGCACGGGCAGCCUGGAAGGAGGCAGCGAGCCUGAGCUCCCGCAGGCAGUGAUGCUUCAUGCCUCGGGUUGGAACCGGUUCUGUGUAAAACCA
This is a messenger RNA of Neopsephotus bourkii (Bourke's parrot), 1294 nucleotides long. RefSeq names its product charged multivesicular body protein 6 (gene CHMP6). The transcript has 8 exons. The record is from RefSeq and is a predicted model, not a curated record. The coding region runs from base 66 to 668 and encodes 200 amino acids. Gene Ontology annotation, cellular component: ESCRT III complex; multivesicular body. Gene Ontology annotation, biological process: vesicle budding from membrane; late endosome to vacuole transport via multivesicular body sorting pathway. NCBI's taxonomy places the organism in Eukaryota, Metazoa, Chordata, Aves, Psittaciformes, Psittacidae.